AUGCUACCCGCCUGGCCUUCGCUGCCAGUCCUUGUCCCGCACAAGGUCCGCAGGAAGUGGCGCGCAACAAAGUCGAGGAUCCACAGCAGGCAAUCGCCCGCCUCGUCGGUGACAUCGCUCAAUACCUCCUUCUCCGUCACCGACACGCUGCGUUCGCUGCGCAAGCACAAGUGGUCCUACUAUGACGGACAGUACAUUUUCCUGGCCAUCGUUGGCAUUUUUGCCCUCUCCGUCAUCGAGGAGCCCGGGCCAAUGCUCAAGACGUUUGUGGCGACGCUCCUGAUGGGGUCUAUGCUCCUGCCGGCCACGAGGCAGUUCUUUUUGCCUUUUCUCCCCGCCAUCACCUGGUUGGUUCUGUUCUACUCGUGCAAGUUCAUCUCUGGCGAGUACCGCCCCCCGAUCUGGGUCCGCGUCCUUCCCGCUUUGGAGAACAUCAUGUACGGUGCAAACCUCAGCAACAUCCUCUCGGCGCACAAGCACGUGGUCCUGGAUGUGUUGGCUUGGAUCCCCUACGGAAUCACCCACUUUGGGUCUCCGUUCCUCGCCUCUGCGCUCCUCUUCAUCUUUGGUCCGCCGGGCUCUCUCCCCGUCUACGCUCGGUCUUUCGGGUACAUGAACACGAUUGGCGUCAUGAUUCAGCUCAUCUUCCCGUGCUCUCCACCCUGGUAUGAGAACAUCUACGGCCUUGCACCGGCCAAUUACGGCAUGUCGGGUUCUCCGGCUGGUCUGGCGGCCAUUGACAAGCUCCUUGGCCUUGACCUCUACACUUCGACUUUCACCGCUUCGCCGAUGGUUUUCGGAGCUUUCCCGUCUCUGCACUCAGGCUGGGCGACCAUGCACGCGCUCUUCCUGAGCUACGUCUUCCCGCGUCUCUGGCCGCUGUUCACUUUCUACACGCUGUGGCUGUGGUGGUCUACCAUGUACCUCUCGCACCACUAUGCGGUCGACCUUGUUGCGGGCAGUCUGCUGGCGGGUACUAUUUUCUUCAUUGCCAAGGGCAAGUUCCUGCCCCGUCUGCAGACCGACAAGAUGACGCGCUGGGACUAUGACUUCAUCGAGAUCGGCGAUCCCCAAGACGGAAAUGGAUACGCCUUGACCGAGUUCUACGAGGAGUUCCACCCCACUUCUGACAGCGAUGAAUGGACUAUUGGCUCUUCCUCGUCCUUCUCGUCCGGUGCCAGGAGCCCCUCGAACGGACCUCGUAGCCCAGUGGACUCUGAAGGAAACCUUUGGGAGGGAGACACUCUUGCUUCAGCCUCAGACCACGAACGCGAUCAUCGGUAA
This is a messenger RNA of Aplosporella prunicola CBS 121167, 1284 nucleotides long. RefSeq lists its product as uncharacterized. The transcript is spliced from 3 exons. Gene Ontology annotation, biological process: inositol phosphoceramide metabolic process; sphingolipid biosynthetic process. Gene Ontology annotation, molecular function: inositol phosphoceramide synthase activity. Gene Ontology annotation, cellular component: inositol phosphoceramide synthase complex. Bases 1 to 1284 code for a protein of 427 amino acids. NCBI's taxonomy places the organism in Eukaryota, Fungi, Ascomycota, Dothideomycetes, Botryosphaeriales, Aplosporellaceae. The record is from RefSeq and is a predicted model, not a curated record.